Molecule: messenger RNA, 687 nt
Organism: Python bivittatus (Burmese python)
Lineage: Eukaryota; Metazoa; Chordata; Lepidosauria; Squamata; Pythonidae
Source: RefSeq, a predicted model, not a curated record
AACCUCCUACACCAGCGGCAGACCAUCUCCUACAACCAAAGCCUGGCACAAGCAUUCUUCCUCAUUGGCUUUGCGGGAUGUGAGCCAGCACUGCUGGCUGUCAUGGCCUAUGACCGCUAUGCAGCCAUCUGCCAGCCUUUGCACUAUGCCCACCUGAUGAGGAGCAAGGUAUGCAUCCAACUGUCUGUGGCCAUUUGGCUCUGGGGAUUCUUGGACUCAGCUAUCUAUAUUGUUCUGGCUUCCAGGUUGGAUUUCUGUGGAAACCACCAGAUUCCUCACAUCUUUUGUGAUGUUCCCCCAUUAUUGAAAAUUGCCUGCAGUGAUACCUCAGUCAAUGAGUUGGCCACUCAUAUCACUGGCACCUUUGUGGGCCUUGUCCCUCUUCUCUUCAUCAUCCUGUCCUAUUUCUACAUUUUGAGCUCCAUUCAGCAGAUUCGCUCCAACACCGGCAGGCGCAAAGCCUUCUCCACCUGUGCAUCACACAUUGCUGUGGUGACUCUCUUUGUUGGAAAUGCCUUUGUGAACUACAACCAGCCCAGUGCUGGCUACUCCCUAGAGAUUGACGCCCUGAUCUCCACAAUGUUUUGCAUUGUCCCCCCCAUGCUGACCCCCUUAACCUGCAGCCUCCGCAACAAGGAGGUGAAGGGGGCCCUGAGGAAGGUUCUCAGCUGCUGGAAGACAGCAUAG